Messenger RNA from Nelumbo nucifera (sacred lotus), 549 nucleotides. Lineage: Eukaryota; Viridiplantae; Streptophyta; Magnoliopsida; Proteales; Nelumbonaceae. The record is from RefSeq and is a predicted model, not a curated record.
AUGGUUAUGGUGUGUACACAUCCUGGACGCUUUCUUGAGGGCUUUUAUAAGAAGCUUCACUCCAAGAGUGCAGGUCCAUAUAAGAUCACUAAGAAAAUCAGUUCUAAUGCUUAUGUCCUAGAGCUGCCAAGCAAAAUGGGAAUUAGCCCAAUCUUCAAUGUUGAAGACCUAAGUGCAUAUUAUGGCCAUAGUGAUUGUCCCAUGGUCCCAUUGCCUAAGCUACCUUUGGUUCCACCUACUAAUGAGCUUGAAGACAUCCUUGAUGAGAAGUUGAUUUCUACAGCAAGUGGGGAUUAUCAAAAGUUUCUUGUAAAGUGGAAGAACCUACCUCUUUCAGAAUGUUCAUGGAUUACAGCUGAAGAUUUGUAUCAUCUUAAUCCAGAACUUUAUGAGCAAUAUCAUGCCUUUAACUCGCCAGGGUCGAGUUCUCUCAAGCCGGGGAGAGAUGGUGGAGAUCGGUCCAUGCAUUAUAAGACCUAUUCUGGUAAGAAGAAGGCCAAUAAACAGGUUCUGAUUUGGCAUGGAGAAGACUCUUGGGACUUUGACUGA